AUGGACGAAGAUGCAAUUAACGGUGAUGAUAAUUUAGAUGGUAAUAAAGAACAGUUAGAAUCAUUCUACAUAAAAACGCAAUUAAGCGAAUAUAUGAUCAGGUUGGAACAAGAUCUUCCUGUUUCUAUUGAAAGCCUUAGCAAGCCAACAUCAGAUGAUGCAAACGCCUGGUUGUUAUAUAUUGAAAAUAUAAGAGAAAAGUAUGAAGAAAUAAGACGAGAAUUCGAAUGGAAACUUGUUGAAGGUUUAAUUGAGCAUACUUAUAUGAUUUUGCAAGAAGCUGGACGAAAGCCUUUUAAAUUUAAAAGUGAACAACUAAAAAAAAAAUGGGUCAAAGAAAAGAUUGUUUUAUCGAUUCCGAAGUAUCUUUCUAAAUCCUCGAAAACACGUUACAACCAGGCGUAUGAUCAUAUUUAUGAUGUGAUUGUAACUUUCGAAAAUAAUAAAAUACCUAAGGACAUCUGGUUACCUAUUUAG
This is a messenger RNA of Dentiscutata erythropus, 477 nucleotides long. The record is from the annotation of a GenBank genome assembly. NCBI's taxonomy places the organism in Eukaryota, Fungi, Glomeromycota, Glomeromycetes, Diversisporales, Gigasporaceae.